AUGGGUGAAGUCAAGGAGAAGGAAAACAUAGAGGAUUCUCUGCUGUGGCCUCAGGACUCGCUCCAGAGGGAAAGUUGGAGGUAUGCGCAGCGUCCUGAAGGCUGCGUGUCAGGGCUCUGGAGUACAUUCAGGCCCUCUCUUCUGUCCUCCUACCUGCCUCCAGGCCAGACCACUUGGGGUGUCUCCAGUCCCAAGGAUGUGCAGGGCUUGAAGGGGUCUUGCCUGCUCAUCCCCUGCAUCUUCAGCUUCCCGGCCAGUGUAGAGGUGCCCGAUGGCAUCACAGCCAUCUGGUACUACGACUACUCAGGCAAGCGGCAGGUGGUGAGCCACUCGAGGGACCCCACCCAGGUGGAGGAGCGCUUCAGGGGCCGCGCUGAGCUGAUGGGGAACAUGGAUCACAAGGUGUGCAACCUGUUACUCAAAGACCUGCAGCUUGAGGACUCGGGCAACUACAACUUCCGCUUUGAGAUCAGUGAUGUCAACCGCUGGUCAGAUGUCAGAGGCACCAAGGUCACCGUGACAAAGGACCCCAGCGCUCCCACUAUUAUGGCCCCAAAGGAGCUACGUGAGGGCAUGGAGGCGAACUUCAACUGUUCUACGCCCUACGUGUGCCUACAGGAGAAGGCCAGCCUGCGGUGGGAAGGCCAGGACCCUUCUCAUUCUGUGACCUUCAGUCACCAGAGCCUUGAGCCCACUGGCGUCAGUCACCAGGAGACCCUGCAUAUGCCCCUAUCCUGGCAGGAUCAUGGCCGGGCCCUACGCUGUCGGUUCUCACUGGCCAAGCUCAGCAGUCAGAAAGAGGUCUACCUCCAAGUUCAGCAUGCCCCCAAAGGUGUGGAGAUCCUCCUCAGCUCCUUGGGAAAGAACAUCCUUCCAGGGGAUCUAGUUACGCUCACCUGUCAAGUGAACAGCAGCUAUCCUGACGUCAGUUCUGUGCUGUGGACCAAGGAUGGAGUGAGCCUCCCAGCCGGUGGCCGUGUGCUGCGGCUCUCCUCGGCAGCCUGGAAUGAUUCUGGGGUCUACACCUGCCAAGCAACAAAUGAUGUGGGCUCUAUGGUUUCACCCCCAGUUAGCCUUCAUGUUUUUAUGGUUGAGGUCAAGAGGAGCCCGGCAGGGCCCGUCUUGGAAAACGAGACAGUGACGCUGGACUGUACCAUCCCCAAAGAGGCACCCCAGGAGCUCCACUACAGCUGGUACAAGAACAACAUUCUCCUGGAAGAUGCCCACUCUCCCACCUUGCACCUACCUGCCGUCACCAGGGCCAAUGCCGGCUUCUAUUUCUGUGAGGUGCAGAACACCCAGGGCCGUGAGCGCUCUGGCCCCGUGAGUGUGGUGGUCAGAUAUCCACCCCUUGCUCCAGUCUUGACUACUUUCCUGGAGACACAGGCCGGGCUUGUGGGCAUCUUCCAUUGCUCUGUGGUCAGUGAGCCCCUGGCCACACUGGUGCUCUCACACGGAGGCCUCACGCUGGCCUCCAGCUCCGGAGAAAAUGACCUCAAUCCUCGCUUCAGCACGUCCUCCACCCCCAACUCCCUGCGCCUAGAGAUCCGAGACCUGCAGCCCGCUGACAGUGGGGACUACGCAUGUGCAGCCACCAACUCCCUUGGAAGCGCAACUUCCAGCCUGCACUUCCAUGCUAACGUGGCUCGGCUCCUCAUCAGUCCUUCAGCACAGGUGGUGGAAGGGCAGGCCGUGACUCUGAGCUGCAGGAGCGGCCUGAGCCCAUCAUCUGACGCUCGCUUCUCCUGGUACCUGAACGGGGCGCUACUUCUCCAGGGAUCCAGCAGCGACCUUCAGCUUCCUGCAGCCUCCAGCACGGAUGCUGGCUCCUACUACUGUGUGGCACAGAUUGGCCCCAGCACCAGCGGCCCCUCCCAGCCCGCCGUCCUUACUGUGCUUUACCCCCCAAGAAAGCCCACAUUCACCGCCAGGCUGGAUUUGGAUACCUCUGGUGUUGGGGCUAGCCGGCGUGGCCUCCUCUUGUGCCACGUAGACAGCGACCCCCCAGCUCAUCUGCAGCUUCUCCACAAGGGCCACGUUGUGGCCACUUCUCUUCCAUCGGGGUGUGGGAGCUGCUCCUCGCGCACAAAGGUCCGCAGAGCCUCCAACUCACUGCGUGUGGAGAUCCAGAACCCAGUAUUAGAGGACGAGGGCAUGUACCUGUGCGAGGCCAGCAACACACUGGGCAACUCCUCUGCCUCAGCCACCUUCAAUGCUCAGGCCACUGUCCUGGUCAUCUCCCCGUCGGACACACUGCGCGAGGGCACAGAGGCCAACCUAACUUGCAGUGUGAGCCAGGAAGUUUCUGUCAGCCCUGCCAACUUCUCCUGGUUCCGGAAUGGGGUGCUGUGGACCGAGGGACCACUGGAGACUAUAAGGCUGCAGCCCGUGGCCAGAACCGAUGCUGCCAUCUACGCCUGCCGCCUCCUCACAGAGGAUGGGGCUCUGCUCUCAGCUCCUGUGGUCCUAAGUGUGCUGUAUGCCCCGGACCCUCCAAAGCUGUCAGCUCUCCUGGAUGUGAGUCAGGGCCACAUGGCUGUGUUUGUCUGCACUGUGGACAGCCGUCCCCUGGCUCACCUGUCUCUAUUCCGUGGGGAGCAUCUCCUGGCCACCAACUUGGAACCCCAGCGUCCCUCCCUUGGCAGAAUCCAGGCCAAGGCCACAGCCAACUCCCUGCAGCUAGAGAUUCGAGAACUAGGUCUUGAGGACUCUGGAAACUACCACUGUGAGGCCACCAAUGCUCUCGGAUCAGCCAACAGUUCACUCUUCUUCCAGGUCAGAGGAGCCUGGGUCCAGGUUUCACCGUCACCUGAGCUCCAGGAGGGCCAGGCUGUGGUCCUGAGCUGCCAGGUGCCCACAGGGAUCCCCGAGGGGACCUCCUUCCAGUGGUAUCAGGAUGGCCGACCUCUCCUAAGUUCAACCUCAUCUACACUCCGCAUUGCGGCCAUAAGUCUGAGGCAAGCUGGUGCCUACCACUGCCAAGCUCAGGCUCCAGACACAGCUACCACCAGCCUGGCUGCCCCUGUCAGCCUCCAUGUAUCCUACACCCCACGCCAGGCCACACUCAGUGCCCUGCUAGGCGCAGGCCCUACACGACUCGGCCUCCUGGUCUGCAAUGUCCACAGCGACCCUCCAGCUCAGCUGCGGCUCUUUCACCGGAAUCGCCUCGUGGCCUCCACCCGACGAGGCUCAGAGGAACUGGCGAGCAGCGAUUCGCGGCUGCGUGUGACUGUGAGCACCAAUGAACUGCGUCUGGAGAUCAACUUUACGGGACUGGAGGAUGAUGGCCCCUACAUCUGUGAGGCCACCAACACGCUGGGUCAGGCCUCCGCUACAGCCGAUUUCGAUGCUCAGGCUGUGCGCGUGCAGGCGUGGCCCAAUGCCACUGUACAGGAAGGUCAGCAGGUCAACCUGACCUGCUUGGUGUGGACUGCCAAGCAGGCCCCGCUCAGCUACACAUGGUACAAGGGUGGGCAACAACUCCCUGGUGCCCGUUCCAUCUCCCUGCCCAAUGUCACAGUCAUAGAUGCCACCUCCUACCGCUGCGGUGUGGGACCCCCUGGCCAGGCACCUCACCUCUCCAGACCUGUCACCCUGGAUGUCCUCUAUGCCCCCCGAAGCCUGCGACUGACCUACCUCCUGGAGACGCAGGCCAGGCGGCUGGCCCUGGUGCUAUGUACGGUGGACAGCCGCCCACCCGCCCAGCUAGCUCUCAGCCACGGCGGGCGCCUGCUAACCUCUUCAUCCGAAGCCUCUGUCCCCAACACCCUGCGCCUAGAACUUCGGGACCCGAGGCCUAGUGAUGAGGGUCUCUAUAGCUGCUCUGCCCACAGCCCAUUGGGCAAGGUCAACACCUCCCUGGAGCUUCGCCUAGAAGGUGUCCGAGUGAAGAUGGCUCCUUCUGCUACUGUGUCCGAGGGGGAACCUGUCACAGUGACCUGCGAGGACCCUGCUGCCCUCCCACCCACCCUCUAUGCCUGGUUUCACAAUGGCCGCUGGCUUCAGGAGGGGCCAGCUCCCUCACUCCAGUUUCUGGCGACUAUGCGGGCUCACGCCGGCGCCUACUCUUGCCAGGUGCAUGACACUCAGGGCACACGCGGCUCCCGACCUGCCACCCUGCGAGUUCUCUAUGCCCCUCGGGAUGCUGUCCUGUCUUCCUUUCGGGACUCGAGGGCCAGGCUCACGGUCAUGAUACAGUGCACUGUGGACAGCGAACCACCUGCUGAGCUGGUCCUAUCCCACAACGGCAAGGUGCUAGUUGCCAGCCAUGAGCUUCCCAGCUCUGCAUCAGGGACAGGCCACAUCCAGGUGUCCCGAAAUGCUCUUCGACUGCAGGUGCAAAGCGUGACCGGAGGCGAUGACAGUGUCUAUGUCUGUACAGCCCGAAAUGCACUGGGCUCCAUCACUACCACGCAGAAGCUCCCGGGGGAGACUGACAUACAUGUGGCAGCUGAGCCAGGCUUGGACGUGCCAGAGGGCAUAGCCCUAAACCUAAGCUGCCACCUCCCUGGUGGUGCCAAGCCCACGGACAACUCUACCAUCACAUGGUUCUGGAAUCGCCAUCCGCUACGUACACAGCCUGUGCCCACACUUUCCUUCACCCAUGUGUCCCGGGCUCAGGCUGGGCUGUACCACUGCAGGGCCGAACUGCCCACCGGGGUCACUACCUCUGCUCCUGUCAUGCUCCGUGUCCUCUAUCCUCCCAAGACGCCCACUCUGACAGUGUUUGAGGAGACUCAGGGUGGCCUCCAGGGCAUCCUUGACUGUCGAGUGGACAGUGAGCCCCCGGCCAGCCUCACCCUCCACCUGGGCAGUCAACUCGUAGCCUCCAACCAACCUCAGGGUGUUCCCACCAAAGCCCACGUUCAUUUUGCCUCCCCGAAUGCCUUGAGACUGGACAUAGAGGAACUCGGAGCCAGCACUCAGGGGGAGUACGUGUGCACUGCCUCCAACAGCCUGGGCUCUGCCUCAGCCUCAGCCUCCUUUGGGACCAGAGCUCUGCAGCGGCUGCAGCUGUUCCAGCGGCUGCUCUGGGUCCUGGGAUUUCUGGCAGGCUUCCUGUGCCUGCUGCUGGGCCUGGGAGCCUGGCACACCUGGAGAAGGAGGCAUUCUCAUAAGAUGAACGUGAACGAGAACUCAGCAGAGAUGACCACCCAUAAAGACACCCUGCAGCUCCUAGGACUGGAUGCAUCCACACAUGAGACAUCAUCUUGUGUCACCUCCCUGAGCUGAUGGACUUACCUGCCCUCAGGAGGAGGUGGUUGACGCUGUCUGACAACUCAGGUGUUGUGAUCAAAGUCCUGCCUAUGUCUGCACCAGCAGCACGGUAACAUCUGACUUUCCAAGACCUGUUUCCAAGCCUCUCG
This is a messenger RNA of Microtus ochrogaster (prairie vole), 5366 nucleotides long. It is a transcript of the gene Siglec1, whose product is annotated as sialic acid binding Ig like lectin 1. Gene Ontology annotation, biological process: clathrin-dependent endocytosis of virus by host cell. Bases 1 to 5232 code for a protein of 1743 amino acids. The record is from RefSeq and is a predicted model, not a curated record. The transcript has 21 exons. Gene Ontology annotation, molecular function: virion binding. Gene Ontology annotation, cellular component: early endosome; late endosome; plasma membrane. Lineage: Eukaryota; Metazoa; Chordata; Mammalia; Rodentia; Cricetidae.